Molecule: messenger RNA, 3132 nt
Organism: Rhinocladiella mackenziei CBS 650.93
Lineage: Eukaryota; Fungi; Ascomycota; Eurotiomycetes; Chaetothyriales; Herpotrichiellaceae
Exons: 1
Coding region: 1-3132 (1043 amino acids)
Cellular component (GO): intracellular membrane-bounded organelle; cytosol; membrane
Molecular function (GO): zinc ion binding; calcium ion binding
Source: RefSeq, a predicted model, not a curated record
AUGUCCGACCAUACCUAUCGAAAACCGUUGCUUCUGGCUUUGGCCGGUGCUGUAGUCCUGUCUGCAGUUUUCUGUUCCUACACCUAUUACACCAGCCAGUCCAAACCCGAGCCAGGUUACCACACCUCCCUCCAUCGCAGCAACGCUAUUCGACGACCUCGGAGUAGACGACGAUGGCGUCGGGGCUUCGAACCCAUUACACUUGACUACGAUCCUACCGAACGGGCGAUCAAUCAUCUGGCAAGGCGUAAUGAGACCGGACAAGGCUACGGAGAAUAUCAGAAUACAUGGUUUUUUCCCAAUCCAGAAGACGCACAGGGAGUGGAUUUGACGUUACUUCCUUGCAAUCUGAAAUCUGUCCAUACCUAUUUGCUCCAGCACUCUCCAGCACCACUCUCUUCGUAUCAACAAGACUGCCUGCGAUUGCACGUUCAUGGAGUUUUUGCUCAGAACUUUCUGCGUGAGGAGUACCCCGAGGGUUAUAUCAUUGGAGAAGAUGCGUAUGUGGUCGCAAGAGGCUUGGAACUACUCGAAGUCGCAGAAGAAAUUGUCUAUGAAGUGAUCAAAGCGUUCGAUGAAGGCGAGUUCCACCUUAGCGAAGAAUGGAGUCCUCUCGAGGCACCGGAACAAAGUCCAGCACUGCCGGCCGUCGUGCCUCCUGGCCAGGCAGAUGGUCUGGUGGACGAUUUGGGUCCACAGGAUGCUCUUCAAGCAUUGGCAGAUCCGACCAGGGAUGAGGAAGACGACAGCGAGAUGUCGUUCAGUAAUCAUGAUGAGGAUCCAGCGGGAAGCCAAAACAUGCUCAAUCUACUCUAUCACAUUGCUGGCGAACAGGCACGAAGAGAAGGCUACAUUCAUCGGGGUGUCGAAUGCAACAGCUGUGGGGUUCAUCCGAUUCAAGGCAUCCGCUAUCAUUGUGCCAAUUGCUUCGACUUUGAUCUCUGUGAAGGCUGCGAAGCUAGCUCUGCUCACAUCAAAAGCCAUGUUUUCUUCAAGAUUCGCAUACCUGCCCCUUCGCGGGGGAAGAUCAAACAAGUCACUCCGAAAUGGUAUCCCGGAAACCCCAACGCCUUUCCCAACUCUCUGCCCAAGAAUGUGUCCAAACCAUUAUUAGAACAAACCGGUAUGGACCGAACGGAGAUGGAUGCUCUCUACGAGCAGUUCAAGUGUCUUGCCGGACAUUAUUGGCCGACAGAUCCCACUGGAUUGGGAGUUGCGAUUGACCGCAAAGGGUUCGACGCAUACUUCAUUCCGCAAAAAGAAGAUGAACCAUCUCCGGCAAACUUAAUCUAUGAUCGGAUUUUUGCCUUCUACGACACGAACAACGAUGGCCUCAUCGGCUUCGACGAAUAUAUACGAGGCCUCGCUCGGCUGCAAGACAAGUCUCGGCUAGCCCGACUUCGGCGGAUCUUCGAUGGUUAUGACUUGGAUUCGGAUGGCUACGUUGACCGUAGGGACUUUCUACGCAUGUUCCGCGCGUACUAUGCCCUGAGCAAAGAGCUGAGUCGCGAAAUGAUCAAUAGCCAGGACGACUUCGGCUAUGUCGAGGAAGAGAUCCGAGAUGUUGUUCAAGGUAGCCAACCGAUCAGUGCAGCGUUUGGUGGCGGCACAUUGUAUGGCCAUGAAUCACGAACAGGGCAGGAUAAACAACGUCAAGCGGACGGCGAUCUACAGUUGUCCAGUGGAUCAAAUGGAGUGUUGCAACCUGACACUGACAUGCGAGGAGAUCGUGCCCGGGCCAUUGGAAAUGCCGCGAUUGGGGAUCGGACCAGAAAUCAUCCAUUUCGAUCGUUCAGAACACAGCCGGUGGAAGAUGAACCAUUAAUGCUUCUCCCAGUCGGAAGCAAUUUUAUGCAGUCGGGGCUGCAUGAUCAAGACGACGCCUCUGAGGACGAGCUGGCUGGCCCUGAUCCACCGCUACAAACAUAUGGUUGGCCUCCCGUCCGAACCCCAGAACCUCAAGAUAUUAUUGAUGCACUGGGACAGGAAGUGGCGCUGGAAGACAUCACAGAUCCCGUGGACCGGUCUCGAGUAUUGUAUGCACAAUCUCAACGUCUUGAUGCCGAAGGGGACCGGGAGGAAGAGUUCAGGAGAACACAAGCUGUGGAAGAACGAUGGCGUCGAAGGCAAUUUUAUCUUGAUGAGGAAGAAGGCUUAAGCAAGCCGCCGGGUUACACAGAGCGUGAUGGUUAUGACGACGAAGUGACUUCAUCCGCGCUCAAAAAGAAGGACCAUGAUGCCGAGAACAGUCCACGAAGAGCGUCGAUGCAAUCAAGAUCAUCGUCGAAAGUUCGAUUUGACGAUAGUGCCAUCGAUACAGACUAUGAAACACGCUCGAACACAUCAUCUCGCAGCAUACCUGUCAAUGAAAGAUGGGGCGGCCUGGAGCUUAGCCAGGCAGAGGCCGAUCUGGGGAAGGACAUCCUGUACCAAGCCGUUCAGCAAGGAUUCAACGAGCUAUUGGACGUUUUAUUCAAAGACAAAGAAAAUGAUUUCAUCCAGUCGAGCCUUACGCGAAGUGAUCGUCGUAAGUUUCGAAAGGAAAGACAGAAGUUCAAGGAAGCUCUUGAAGCGGCCGAACAAACUCAAGAAGAAGCCUUGAGGGAGGCCGACCGUCUCAGGACCGAGGAGCUGCUGCAAGGCUCGGGGUCACACAUCCCGUCAGGGAAGACCGAUGUCGCGGGACAGUCCCAUGGACCACACGAUUCCCAUGCCGUGGUGGCGUCGGAUACUGAAAGAAACGACUCCGUGGUGGACGGUGUGACUCGAGGACCCGUAUCCGUCGUACUAGAUGCGUCGGCGCCGCCAGAUCGUGAUCCGACUCUUCCACAAUUCCGACCUGAUGAGGAACCCGGAGCGGAUCCAUUUUCUGGCGACCCAACAAGCGCUCGAAUGACGUAUGACGCCUGGCUUCGGCAUGAUGAGAUCGACACCGAAGCAGAACAACGAGGCGGGUACGGAAAACUCAGCUUCUCUGAAUUCCGUCGGCUUAUGGUACAAGGGGAUGAAGUCAGCAAAGCGCUGGGUAGAAAAGAGAAUGACGGGCAAAACAAUCCAGAUACAUGGGAGAGCAGUAAUGAUCUUGGAAGACUAGCAUUUGUGGGCACAUGGCUAGAGAUGGCCAGCUUUUAG